AUGGACGCGCUCCUCGGCGCAGCGCAAUGGGUGGUGGGCAAGGCGCUGGCCCCUAUUGCUGAUGGCGUGCUGGAGGCUUGGGAGGCCAGCAACAACUUGGGUCUCAACAUUGAGACUCUCAAGAUGGAGCUGCUGCUUGUGAAGGCCACCCUCGAACUCGCUAGCGGCAAACAGAUCCAUGGGCAGGCCAUGGAACUGCUAUUGGGGAAGCUGCGAGACUCGGCACACUGUGCCGAGGACUUGUUGGAUGAGCUGGACUACUUCCGCAUCCACGACCAGCUCCAGGGCACAUAUGACGCUGCAGAUCAGCAUGGCAAGGGCGGUGUCCACGACAUUGCCCUCAAUGCUUGUCACGUCGCCAAAGCUGUUGGCAAGCUGUCAUUUAUAUCAUGUUGUGCUUGCCCUCGUGCAAUGCAGAGGACAACCGGGAAUUCUUCCUCCGCACCAAACGCCAAUCGGGAGGUUAGCAGCUGCAUGCCCAAGCUCGGUAAACUUCUCCCUUGCUUAUCUUCCCCACAAGUUCGUCAGGAUCGUUCUGGCCAGCCAACUCUUUGUGGUGCGCCACAGGGCGAAACACCAAUGCCACAGUUCAAUAGGGCUCAUGUCUCCGAAAGAAUGCGACACAUUGUAGAGCAACUACAGCCUGUGCGUAAAGAGGUUACUCAGAUACUGCAGAGUUGUAAUCCUAUGACUGUUCCAGAUAUUGCCCAGAGUCGUCCCAUCACCACUAGCCAAAGUAUAGAGCCAAAUUUGUAUGGAAGGGACCGUAUCAUGCAUACUAUCAUACAUGAUAUGACCAAGGGUAAAUACCUUAGCAAUGAUCUAACCGUGCUUCCGAUUGUCGGUCCAGGGGGGAUAGGAAAAACAACUCUGAUACAACACAUAUAUAGAAACCAGCAAGUUCAAAAUCAUUUUCAAGUUGUUAUUUGGGUAUGUGUGUCGCUCAGUUUCAAUUUGAAAAAGCUGCUAGAAGAAAUUAAAACAUACAUCCCUCGGGUUGAAGGGGAAAAGGAUGGCAGGGUUGAAGAGCUGAUUGAACAGAGAUUAAAAUCUAAAAGGUUUUUGCUUGUACUGGAUGAUAUUUGGGAGUUUAGUGAUGGGGAUGAUUGGAAAAGGUUACUGUUGCCACUCAAAACAUCACAAGAAAAGGGUAGCAUCAUUCUGGUCACAACUCGGUUUCCAAAAAUUACAAAGAUGGUUGGAACAACUAGACAUAUAGAAUUGCAAGGGUUAGAAUCCGAAGAAUUUAGGAUGUUAUUCCUUGCAUUUGUCUUUGGCAAUGAGCCCGUUAGAAGUGAUCAGUGUUUUUUGGAUGAGAUUGGAAAUAAGAUAAUGGAAAAACUAAGGGGAUCCCCUCUUGCUGCAAAAACAGUUGGUGCAUUGUUAAGUAAAGACCUUAGUUUGCAGCAUUGGAGAAGGGUCUUAGAAAGUAAAGAAUGGGAGACACAGACUGAUUCCAACGGCAUUAUGCCUGCCUUGAAGCUUAGCUAUGACCAUCUUUCUUUCCAACAACAACAAUGUUUCUUCUUUUCUGCAUUGUUUCCAGAAGAUCACAAGUAUAGUGCCACCCAGCUAAUCAACUUGUGGAUAGGACUAGGUAUCUUACAACCUGGUGCUCGAAACCAAACACUUGAAAUUAUAGGUUCGAAUAAUUUAAAUGAUUUGGUGGCAUGUGGAUUUUUCAGAGAGGAGGAGGAGGAUGGGUAUCCGCGUUAUGUUAUGCAUGACUUGCUACAUGAUUUAGCAUUGCAAGUUGCAUCUCAUGAAUGUCUUGUUGUGCAUCACUCUAGUGUGAGAUUAGAAGAAAUUCAUCCAAGCAUCCGCCACUUGUCUAUAAUAAUACAUGAUGCUGAUAAAAUUUCUCUUGAAAACCUUAAGAGCGAGUUAAGAAAAUUGAAGACAAGUUUGAAGGUUAAACAACUGCAUACUUUGAUGCUAUUUGGAGAAAUGGAUGAAAGCUUUGUCAGCAUUUUGGGUGAUUUGUUAGGGGAAGCAAAAUCUCUUCGUGUGCUCCGUUUGGAUGACAUGCCAUUUUCUGUGGAGUCCAUAUUGCACAACUUUUCAACACUUCUUCAUCUACGGUACCUAUAUCUGGGGACAGAGUGUGAGAGGGAGAUGAAUGUACUGCUUACCGUUUCUAGGUUUUAUCAUUUAAGGAUUCUGGCUCUAGGGUCAUGGUGCCAAAACUGUCAUUUGCCAAAAGAGUUGAGCAACCUUGUAAACAUGCGUCAUGUUUAUACUCCAACUGUUGAAUUGCAUUCUGAUAUUUUUAAUGUGGGAAAACUCAGACACUUAGAGGAGUUGAAGGUAUUUAGAGUUAAUAAAGAAAGUGAAGGAUUUGAACUAAAACAGCUAGAGCAUUUGACUGAAUUAAGGGAGGUUGGCAUUUAUAACCUUGAGAAUAUACACACGAAAGAAGAAGCCAACAAAGCAAAUCUGGGAGUGAAAAAUUACUUGGAGAGAUUAACAUUAGAUUGGGAUAGUAAGCGGUCUAAUAUUGAGCCUGAUGUUGAAGAGAUUGUUCUCGAGAGUCUUAUGCCACAAAGAUAUCUUCAAGAUUUGUGCGUUAGAGGGCAUGGAGGCUCUUCUUGUCCAACAUGGUUGGGUGAUAAGCUCGCUGUUGAAGUUCUUGAAUCUCUUCAUCUCUCUGGUGUUUCUUGGGAACACCUCCCUCCACUGGGGAAGAUGCGGGGUCUUGUUAAAGUAAUAUUGGAGAAUAUUGCAACAAUAGAGGAGUUUGUUAUAGAUCAAAGCUCUUGCAGGCUAGUAAGGCUUGAACUUGUUGGUUUGGAAAGUUUUGAAAAAUGGGUACUAUCAGAGGGUGUUGAUCAUAUGUUUCCUCAUUUGCAAGUGAUGAUUAUAAGAGGCUGCCCUAAGCUGUUGGAGUUGCCAUUUCAAAAUUGUUUCUUUGACCCUAAACCAGAUCAAGACCAGAAUAUUUGUUGGUUUCCCAAACUGCAAAAGCUUCAGAUACAUAAGUGUCCAAAACUCUUGUUAGUGGCUCGUAUCCCAUGGACUGGAACUUUGCAGAGUGUGAAGAUAGGUGAUGUAAGGCUACUUGAGAAGUUCCGUUACUCAACAUCAUCUUACAAUGGAGUAGACUUGGAAAUUGUUGGAAAGGAUGAAUUGCAGAGCUUAGAUGAGGUGGUUGCAUUCAAUAACCUGACAGGUCUUGAGUAUCUCACUCUAAUCAAGUGCCCACCUAUGGAGUCAAAGCACCUUCUGUUGCUUACCUCACUGAAGAAAUUGGAUGUACAGGGUUCAGAUGAUCCGGUUGGGCCUGUAGGAGGUGGAGGUGAUGUGGAUUGGCAGUACCCGCUUGAGUUUCUUGAGGUCCAGAAAUCAUGUGGUGGGAAGCAAUUGACACAGCUCCUCACCCAUCUCCCACGGCUCUCUUCGUUGAGAAUCAUGGACUGUGAAGACAUAACCCAGCUGGCAGCAGCAACAACUACAGAGAUGGAGCUGUGGAAAGUAGAUGAUGAUUCAGGGAUCCUGCUCUUGCCGGGCCAUCUCUCUGACACACUGCAGAGCUUGGUCAUCCAUGGUUGUCUGGAGCUGGUGUUGGUCGACUCCAUCCGAGCAGGAGGAGGACUCCAGGCCCUGCAGUCCCUCCAGACCUUAAGCAUUUUUAACAGCCCCAAGUUACUAUCCACUACCAGGAGCUCCUUUUCCAGCUGCCUUUUCCCAUCGUCUCUGCAUCGCCUCAUUCUUGAGUCUCUGAAUGGCAUGGAGACACUGGAGCCCCUCUCAAACCUCACAUCUCUCACCAAAUUACAUGUGAAGUUCUGCGGAGAGGAUCUGAGAUGCAAGGGCCUGGGGUCUCUCCUUACCACCGGGGAACAACUCAGAGAAUUAACAAUCUUUGGCAGCCCUAAAUUCUUUACUGGAUGGGAUCACAAUCCCAGGCGGGUGCAGCUGCAGGGUGGAGGAGGAGAAGAGCUUGUUUCCCCCCAGAGUUCAUCCAAACUGCAGAUGAUUUCGACAGAUGAGGCCAUGGGACUCCUUGCUGAACCCAUCUGCAGCUUCCUGUCUUCCUCCCUCACCGAGCUGUACCUUUAUGGGAGCCGCCAAGAGAUGGAGUACUUCACCAAAGAGCAAGAGGACGCCCUUCAGCUCCUUGCCUCCCUCCAGCGUCUCCAUAUUUACUGGUACAGUAAGCUGCAGCACCUCCCUGCACGGCUUCACAAGCUUACCAACCUCAAGAAAUUACUAGUCGGCUAUUGUCCGGCCGUCCGGUCACUGCCCAAGGAUGGCCUCCCCAAAUUACUGCAAGAAUUAGAUGUCCGCGAUUGUGGCAACGAAGAGCUAAAAAAUGAAUGCAGGGGGUUAGUGGGAACCAUCCCAAGGAUCAAACUGGCUUCUGCCUUGGAGGGAUUUCCGGUGUACAUUCUUCUAGCAUUGUACAGCUAUUUUUUAACCGUUCCAUCCACAUGCUACUGUACCAAUGCCAAAAUAGUUCUUGAACUGCAUGGCUUCAGUGAACGAAAUGCAUCUUCAGCCUGGUCACUUCUGGGCUGCGACGGGGAUCCAACCAGGCACGGGCAUGUAAGAUCGCAAGUAUUGGGGAAACACUCAGCCUGUGAAUCAUUAACAGCGAAAAAAUGCUGCUCGUCCGGCUUGCUUGAAGUGUUGACACUAGCUGUUGGAGACGGGUGGAGGGUCAUGGAAGACGAAGAAGAGGGUGGCAAUUUGCACCAGAGAUUGGCCGUUGCAAAUGGUGGAGGGGUAAGGGUGGCGGUGGAGUUGGAGUUGGAAGAGGAGGUUCAGAGGAAUGGAAAAGUGGAUCUGAUCCCACAGUCAGGACAUCUCCAUUCAGCAACGGUGGGAUCUGUUGGUACUUGUUUGCCGCCGGUGUAG
Molecule: messenger RNA, 4857 nt
Organism: Hordeum vulgare subsp. vulgare (domesticated barley)
Lineage: Eukaryota; Viridiplantae; Streptophyta; Magnoliopsida; Poales; Poaceae
Product: disease resistance protein RGA2-like
Exons: 7
Coding region: 1-4857 (1618 amino acids)
Biological process (GO): defense response to other organism
Molecular function (GO): ADP binding; ATP hydrolysis activity
Source: RefSeq, a predicted model, not a curated record